AUGGAAAGUAAUGCUGCCAACCGCUGCGGAAAUUGCGUGCGAAAUGAGAUCGAUUUGCAAGGGGAAAUCAAGCCCUCCCGUCCUUUGAUCCAAUGCAAGCAAUGCUUUCACUGGCAGGCCAAAUCGAAACAUUGGGUGGCGGCUGAACUUGAGUCCCGCGAACUACUGGCAUUGGUGCUCAAGUUUGUCCCGGGCCUUCACAAAGGUGGAAGUGGGCCGAGGGGUGGAGACGGACCUAUGGAGGUGGUGGAGGCAGGAUGGAUUUGGACGGAGCCGCACUCGAAACGGUUGAAGUUGAAGUUGACGGUUCGAAAAGAGGUACUGAACGGCGUGAUGGUGCAGCAAAGGGUGCAAGCCGAGUUUGUCUGCGACGCCUGCGCCCUGUCCUACACGGAGCAGGCCUGGAAGGCCGUGUGUCAGCUUCGACAGCGGGUUACCCACAAACGGACUUUUUUUUUCCUGGAACAGCUCCUUCUCGCCCGGAAGAUGGAGAGCAAGAUCUUGGACAUGGAGCUGACCCGCCACGGGAUGGACCUAUACUUUGGAGACAAGAAUACAGCCCUGCAAUUUUUGGCCUUCCUUCAAACCGCCGUCCCCAUGCGGAGUAAAACUACCCGGAAGUUGAUCGCCGAAGACCGGCAGAACAACGUCCACCGUUCCCAAUGGUCC
Molecule: messenger RNA, 669 nt
Organism: Nannochloropsis gaditana CCMP526
Product: 60s ribosomal export protein
Exons: 2
Biological process (GO): ribosomal large subunit export from nucleus
Cellular component (GO): cytoplasm; nucleus
Molecular function (GO): ribosomal large subunit binding
Source: RefSeq, a predicted model, not a curated record